This is a messenger RNA of Microplitis mediator, 1418 nucleotides long. RefSeq lists its product as uncharacterized. The transcript has 2 exons. The record is from RefSeq and is a predicted model, not a curated record. NCBI's taxonomy places the organism in Eukaryota, Metazoa, Arthropoda, Insecta, Hymenoptera, Braconidae. Bases 620 to 1339 code for a protein of 239 amino acids.
UAUAAUUUAAAUAAUUACUACAAAUCUUGGAUACAUGUUACAUUUAGACCAAUCACUGAUGAGUAUUUUUAAAGUGGGGAUGUGGCGUGAUCUACCAUAAAUGACGUCACAAACUCUGUAAGAUCGAUACGGAAUUUAUUUUUUUUUAUCAACAAUCUGUUAACACGUGUUAUUUAUUAUUAUUAUUGUAACUAUUUGGUAAAAUAUUAUUGUUAUUAUUAUUUAAUAAUAGUAAUAAUAAUAACAAUUGAUAAUGACCCACCGCAAAAUACCCGAAAAAUAAAUUUAUAAACGCGAGUUAUUUAUGUUUUUAAAAAAUUAUGUAUUGAAAAAAUUUUUACUAUAAUUUAUGUUGUUUACAUAUCGGUAAUGUUGGUAACGUUUCUAACAACCGUGAUAUCAUUUGCUAGUACUGGUAAUUGGCGACAUCUUUGAGUGUAAAUGUCAAACUUGAUAAAUUUUUUGAUUGAUUGAUGAAAAGGUCGGUAAUUGAAAACACGUGCCAUGUGGUUUGGUAUUUUUUUUAGUUUAUAAAUUAAUUUAAUAAACGGCUGGCUAUAAUUAGUGUACUAAAAUUAUUAUAAUUAAAUGUGUGAUAAUUUUGAGAAAAUUAUUCAUCAUGGAAAAUGUUACGCAUUUGUGGAAUAUUACAAAAUUUUUGUCUAAACACAAAAACCCACAAGCUAAUGAACUUCGCAAUUAUUAUGUACAAUGCUGUAAAGAAUUAACAAGCGAUGGAGAAUUACCAAAACAAAUUUUUGGUACAAAUACAAUGUGCUCUUAUUGCGGUUCGUUAUGGAAUACAGUAGAUUACAAAGUAAGAUUGAUCCGUGGAAAAUCAAUACCGAAUUCAGUUAAAAAAUUGAUUAAAAAUUCAAAUAAUAAUUUACAAUUGUCAAUGUAUCAAAGUAGACUAGUACGUAAAUGUAUGAAGAAUCGGUUGAAUAAAUUGCUUAUAAUUUGUUCAAAUUGUAAAAAGAAAAAUAAAGUUACGUUAAAUAAACCAGAUCGAUUAAAAAUAGAGAAACUAGAAAUUAUGACUGAUAAAACACCGAAGAAAAAAAAGAAACGGAUUAGAGAUAAAACUGCUGGUUUAUUGAUAAAUACUCCGAAUGUAAAAGAUGAUCAGAGGGUUGGGAUUAAAAAAAUUGACAUUGAUACACCUAAAUUAUUAAAUUCCAAAGAGAAGUAUAAAAGAAGCAGUAAUAUUAAUAAUGCUAACGCAUCCGGGAGUAAGCCGAAGAAAAUAAAUAUUUCAAAAUUGAAGGGAAUAAUCAAUACAUCAAUUACACCGUCCAAAAGAAGUAGUCUUCAUAAUUUUUUAACUGAGCUUGGAUAAUUUAUUUGUAUAGUAUUAUUAUUUUUUGUAUUUUUAUAAGUUAAUGAUGUAAAUAAAAAAAAAUAUUUUUAUCUCUCAA